GGGAUGUGCUUUGUGGUUACCUUCUGUGCACCAAUAUUGGUAAUAUCCCCAGGCUUGGAGAACUUGAUGGUGAAAUCACAUCUACUUUGGUUGUGCAGCAGGGAAGGACAUUAAACUGCAGUGGUGGGCAUGUGAAGCUUGAAGAAGAUGUCGAUCUUGGCUAUGUGGAAGAUGGGACACCUUGUGGUCCCCAAAUGAUGUGCUUAGAACACAGGUGUCUUCCUGUGGCUUCCUUCAACUUUAGUACUUGCUUAAGCAAUAAAGAAGGCACUGUUUGUUCAGGAAAUGGAGUUUGCAGUAAUGAGCUGAAGUGUGUCUGUAACAGACACUGGAUUGGUGCAGACUGCAGCACAUACUUCCCUCACAAUGAUGAUGCAAAGACUGGCAUAACUCUGUCUGGCAAUGGUGUCGCUGGUACCAAUAUCAUAAUAGGCAUAAUCGCUGGCACUGUCUUAGUGCUGGCCCUCAUAUUAGGAAUAACUGCAUGGGGUUAUAAUGUAUGGCCAAAUGAAAAAGAGAGACUAAAGUUUGAACAAAGUAUUUCCAGUGUAAAGUUUCAAAAUUAUCGAGAACAGAGACAGUUACCCCAGGGAGAUUAUGUAAAAAAGCCUGGAGAUGGCGACUCUUUUUAUAGCGACAUUCCUCCUGGAGUCAGCACAAACUCAGCAUCUAGUUCUAAGAAGAGGUCGAAUGGACUUUCUCAUUCUUGGAGUGAAAGGAUCCCGGACACAAAACAUAUUUCAGACAUCUGUGAAAAUGGACGACCUCGAAGCAACUCUUGGCAAGGUAACCUGGGAGGCAACAGAAAGAAAAUCAGAGGCAAACGAUUUAGACCUCGGUCUAAUUCAACUGAGCAUCUCCGCAACUGUACCCAAACCAAUAUUCACUGAUAGUGGGGGGUCCCACCCUCGCUGCAGGCUUUUUCCUCCAGUAACCUGCCAUUGUGGUGUCUUGGUUCCUUUUGAAGGGAAUUUUGAUAACAUUCCUUUCUUCUCAUCACCCGGGGUCCAGCCAUUUCAGAGGGUCACCCUUCCUCUUCCCAGUAUUCACACAGCCUAGAAGCAUCAAGGGAAAAUUCCCGCCGUCCUAGAGCAUGAGACUGCUCACAGUGUGGAACCACCGCCCGGAGGGCUUCAUGGCUGCAAUCUAAGCAUUCUCUCAGACUAAUGGAAUAUGUAUUCCCUUUUAAAUCUUCCUUCUGAGGACAUUUAAAAGGGCACUUAUCAAAACUUGCUCUUUAACGGAAUCAUUGUCACUAAUUGCAACACUAUCUGUUUUAAAUGAUAGCCACACCUUUUUUUUAAGGGGGGAGUGUGGGAUCAGAAAUUACAUUUAAAGUUAUUUCUAAUGAGGUAAACACCAUGCACUUUUUUUUUUUUUAAUUGUUUCUUCACUUAAGAAAGUACAGCAAAACCAAGCUUCCUCAAACCUUUAUCCCACGUCGAGGAAUCAAACACACCCUCAGUAUCCUUCUGGACCUUGCUACCAGGUUUUAAUUAACCAUACUUUUUGGACCUACCUAAACUUUUUUUUUAACUUCUUUCUCACUGCAUUGCUAGCUAUUGUUUUUAGGAUCACCUUUGCCUCUUCAUGCCUUAAUACUUAAAAAAAAAAAAAAAAUCUGAAUAGCAGGUGUUUGUUAACUGCUUGUCCGAAACUUAUGUUAGCUUUUCCAUCAUA
Leptonychotes weddellii (Weddell seal) is the source of this 1680-nucleotide messenger RNA. The record is from RefSeq and is a predicted model, not a curated record. NCBI's taxonomy places the organism in Eukaryota, Metazoa, Chordata, Mammalia, Carnivora, Phocidae.